Lolium rigidum is the source of this 1009-nucleotide messenger RNA. RefSeq lists its product as uncharacterized. The coding region runs from base 1 to 699 and encodes 232 amino acids. The transcript has a single exon. Lineage: Eukaryota; Viridiplantae; Streptophyta; Magnoliopsida; Poales; Poaceae. The record is from RefSeq and is a predicted model, not a curated record.
AUGUUAUGGGGAAUAAGGUGUAUCGUUUACCCAUCGGAUCAAUCACACUCCAAGAUCCCAUCGACAAAAAGAGAAAAAAAAAUCUCGGUGUCCAACAGCCAACGCAACUAUAAAAUCAACCGAAGUUCCCAAGCAAGUACCCAAGCAAAGAAAGCACAAAGAAGCUCCCAAACCCCAACGACGACGGCCAUGUCUCCCUCUCCCCUAGCCAUCCUCCUCCUCCUCGCCGUGGCCGCGCCGCUCGCCUAUGGGGCCUGCGAAGGCGAAGCCUCGCUGAAGGGCGUGGCGAAUGACGUCCUCUUGGAGUACGGGCUCCCCAAGGGCCUCCUCCCGGACUCCGUCGUCUCCUACACCUUCAUCAACGCCACCGGCGACUUCAAGAUCGAGCUCGCAAGCUCCUGCUACAUCUGGUUCGGCGACCACUACACGUACUUCGACAAGCACCUCAGCGGCACCAUCUCCCCGGGCACCAUCUACAACCUCUCCGGCAUCCAGGCCAAGAAGCUCUUCAUCUGGGUCUACAUCACCAGCAUGGUCGCGCGCCCGGAGAGGGGCAUGAUCGAGUUCCACGCCAACUUCAUCACCGAGGACGUGCCCAUGUCGCUUUUCCAGAAGGUGCCCGUCUGCAGCAACGGAGUCGGCGACCAGCUCCGCGGCGCCGCCGGGGUGAUGAACCUGCUCCCCGUCGCCGAGGUGUGACUUGUUUCAGAUAUAUCAGUUGCUUUUAAGCCUUGCUCGCCCUGGCGUAUAUUUACGUAUGUCUGGCCGGCUGGCCAAGACAUUAUUUGCACCUUUCUUCAUGGAACAUUUCUUAUUGGAGGCGAUCGAGAGACAGAUGAUGAUCAAUUAAGAAAGACGAGGUACCGUGCGAUUUAUUGUGGGAAUUACAUUUUUAAGUUCAAUAAAUAAAAUAUUUUGUAAGAACACGAUCGAGUUUGUUGUACUGUGUAUGCGUCAGCAAAAAGAAUGUGAGAUGCUCUUAUCCAUUUUCGAUGUUUCAUUUUCUCAA